GACUCAGCAACUGACGUCGAGAGAGAAACUUCCGAGCUUGACUCUUCUAUGUUUCUCCUCCAAUCCUUUCCUUCCAUCACCAGUUAUGCUUACACGGUCGACGAUGGUUCCCUGUCCGGAAGCCCUUCUGCGCUUUGUUUUCUCUCUGACUCUGUUGUCCGCUGCGGCAUUCGCAUCCUCACCCUUCCCAAUCUCUAAUGGCACUACGGUCUUCGAUCUCCUCCCCCAAUUCGGGCUGCCGAGUGGACUCUUACCCAGCUCGGUGAGGAACUUCUCUUUCGCCAAUGAUGGAAGGUUCGUCGUCGAGAUGGAGAAACCUUGUUCCAUUCAGUUUGACUACUUGGUUUACUACGAACGGAAGAUCACCGGUACCCUCAAGUACGGUUCGAUCACAAAUCUCAAGGGAAUUAGAGUCAAGCGUUUGUUCUUGUGGCUCGACGUUGAGGAGAUCAGGGUGGAUUUGCCGCCGUCUUACUAUAUAUAUUUUCAGGUCGGCCUCAUCAAUAAGAAGCUUGACGCCGGCCAGUUUCGGACUGUGCAUCCUUGCCAGAAUGGGGUUUCAUGUGAAGGAUCCUGGAAAGAUCUUCUCAAGGUGCCAACUCCUUUUAACGAAGUUACAAUGCUACUCACGGAGUAGAGAGGAACUAAAUCAUAUUCCCAUCAAGAGCAGUAGGUAUAAAUUAUCCAAUCACUAGCAUUAUCAUGCUAGCUUCAGAGGAUUGCCAACCAGAAACCAGUUUAAAAGUAUAAUAUGUAUAUAGGCCUUCAGUUGACAUGGUUUCAGUGAUCAGUAUUCAAGUCUAUGUGCUGAAAUCACUCCCACCAUGACUGUUAAGGGGACUGCUUAAAAUGCAAUCAAAAGUUCAAAAAAGGUUAAGAUAAAUGCCCUUAAAGGGUACAUCUUAUUUUACCAAGUACCAGAGUUUCCUCUAAUGGUGUUUCAGUCACUUAUACGAGUCUCAUCUCCAGGCCAAGUUUUAGUUUCCAACCCCUUUCUGUAAUUUGUUUAAAGA
This is a messenger RNA of Nelumbo nucifera (sacred lotus), 1013 nucleotides long. NCBI's taxonomy places the organism in Eukaryota, Viridiplantae, Streptophyta, Magnoliopsida, Proteales, Nelumbonaceae. The record is from RefSeq and is a predicted model, not a curated record.